Umbelopsis ramanniana AG is the source of this 2061-nucleotide messenger RNA. RefSeq lists its product as uncharacterized. Lineage: Eukaryota; Fungi; Mucoromycota; Umbelopsidomycetes; Umbelopsidales; Umbelopsidaceae. The transcript has 8 exons. The coding region runs from base 26 to 2029 and encodes 667 amino acids. Gene Ontology annotation, molecular function: calcium-activated cation channel activity. The record is from RefSeq and is a predicted model, not a curated record. Gene Ontology annotation, cellular component: plasma membrane.
CUCUCCGACAGACCACGUUAACCCAAUGGAUCAAAUCGUGUAUAGACCUUGGGACAACAAUGAACCUGAUUGGCCAACAUUGCCAGAUCCAUCUCCGGGAUCUCCUCAAGAUAGAGCCAAGAAUCCAACUGGGUUAACAGCUCAGCUUGUUCUCUGCGCUACUAUUGGCACAUUGUGCUUUCUGCUCUUUUGCUUAUUACGAGUCAGAUGGAACUCCAUGUACGCUCCUCGACUUCGAAUGAAAAAACAUGCACCACAGCGACUACCGGAUACCAUGUUUGGAUGGAUUCUUCCUCUUAUUCGGAUCCCUCAUACUGAAGUGUUAGAAAAAGUUGGUUUGGAUGCCGUAGUGAUGCUUCAAUUCUUAUUGACUGGAGCAAAAUUAUUCGCUCUCUGUGGUUUCUUUGGUACUGCUGUUCUCAUUCCGCUUAACGGCAUGAACGGAAUCGCAAACACUACGGAUCCCAUUCAUAACGAAACAAUGUUGUUUGAUCCGUCCGAACCGGCUCCUCCACACAAUAGCAACUCCGUUCUUUGGGCAUAUUUAUUCUUUACUUACUUUUUCUGCUUUGCGGCAUUUUAUUUUACCUUUCGAAACUACCGGGACUACAUUCGUAUGCGUAGAAAAUAUGGACUUCAAACAGCUACUACCUUGCCAGCCCGCACAGUUAUGGUCACAGGAAUCCCUCCCGAGUUGCGAUCCGAUCGCAAGUUGGCAGAAUAUUUCGAAAGUCUCGGCCUUGGAGUUGUGGAAUCUGUACACGUAGUCAAGCAUGUUAGUCAGCUCUCAGAGCUGAUCAGAGAAAGGGCAAGAUGUUUGCGCAGAUUGGAGCUAUCUUACGCUAGAUAUUGGGGAAAUCCUUGCAACGAUCCUGACUAUGACCCAGAUGAACUCCUGAUGCAAGCGGAACAAAGCGACCAUAUCAACACCAUUGAUUUCGCUCCACAUCAACCUGAACGUGAUCGUCUUCCACUUUUCAAACCUCGGCGUUCUAGACCUACUGUACGAGAUGGCAUGCUUGGUAUUACUGGCAAGAAGGUGGAUGCUAUUGAAUACUACUCUGACCAAUUUAAUUACUUGGACGACAUUGUCAUUAAAGCCCGGCGACUAGGAAGAUACCCACCAUCAACUGUUGGAUUUGUUACUUUCGAAAGUGUUAUUAGCGCGACAAUUGCAGUGCAGACACUUUUACAUCCUGGUCCUUUUCUAGUACGUACUCAAGCCGCCCCUGAGCCUCGUGAUAUUUUAUGGAAUAAUGUCGCCAUCCGGGGCCGUGAGCGUCUUAUUCGCAAGUCCUUUGUUUAUGUCAUUUUGCUCUUAAUCAUCUUCCUUUGGGGUGUCCCGAUCGGCUUCUUAUCAACUUUCACCAAUGUCGAGUCAUUGGAGAGAUACUUACCAUGGUUAGUGGACUUGGCUAAUAAGAACAAAAUCUUGCAACAAAUUGUGUAUGGAUUCGUACCCACCUUAUCCGUAGUCAUCUUCAUGGCAAUUUUACCGGUAGUGUUCAAUUUCCUCAGUGUGAUAGAAGGCAUUCAAUCUCGUAGUGAAGCUGAAGAAGCAACCUUUAGCAAGUACUUCUUCUUUCAACUGUGGAACGUUUUCUUUGUAUUCACGGUUGCAAGUACUGUUUUUACCUUGCGAGAGAUUAUCGAAGACCCAAAGCAAAUUCCAAAUGUUUUAGCCACGAAACUUCCCCAAGUUGCCCCUUUCUUCGUCAACUAUACCAUUAUACAGGGAAUGAUGCUGCUGCCCAUCCAACUUCUUCAAAUUGGCCCUGUUAUUGUCCAGCUCUUCCGUCGAUGGUUCUUAUGCAAGACCCCCCGUGACUAUGCUGAAAUACUCGCACCAACAAUGUAUAACUAUGGAUGGGGCUAUCCAAUGCCAGUCUUUAUAUUUAUCAUAGUUUUAAUCUACUCUACUAUGUCUCCUCUCAUCUUGGUAUUUGGGACUAUCUACUUUGGUUUGGCUUAUCUGGUUCUCAAGUAUCAACUUUUAUAUGGUUCGUGUUACCAACUUUCUAUUUCUUGAUCUAAUAGGCCAUAUGGUCUGUAGAGCCCUAA